Molecule: messenger RNA, 2748 nt
Organism: Lagenorhynchus albirostris (white-beaked dolphin)
Lineage: Eukaryota; Metazoa; Chordata; Mammalia; Artiodactyla; Delphinidae
Gene: SERINC5
Product: serine incorporator 5
Exons: 12
Coding region: 340-1614 (424 amino acids)
Cellular component (GO): membrane
Source: RefSeq, a predicted model, not a curated record
AUUAUCUAUUUUCAGUUAAUGCAGUGUGGACAUCUUUCCAUGGCCGUAACUUUUCCUGUAUAAUCAUUUCAAUGGGUGCAUUGGAUUCAGUGAUAUGAAUGCACCAUUAUGUCAGCGAUCAGUACUCCUUCCAGUACAGAAAGGAGCAUCCAGGUUCCUUUCUUCUAAACAACUUGUUAUGUUAACGCAAGUUCGUGUGCGCGACACGCAGUGAGGACAAACAAACCCAAACAUCGGAGUUUGGAGCAGAGAAAGUUGGCCUGCUGCUGUGGGAAUGCUGGCUGCUCCUACUGCUGCGGCUGCUGCCCCAAGAUCCGCCAGUCCCGGAGCACCCGCUUCAUGUACGCGCUCUACUUCAUCCUGGUCGUCAUCAUCUGCUGCAUCAUGAUGUCCAACACCGUGGCCAACGGGAUGAGGGAGCAUAUCCCUUUUUUCGAAGAUAUCUGUAAAGGCAUUAAAGCUGGCGACACCUGUGAGAAGCUGGUGGGGUAUUCUGCGGUAUAUAGAGUCUGUUUUGGAAUGGCCUGUUUCUUCUUUAUAUUCUGCCUCCUGACCUUGAAAAUCAACAACAGUAAAAGUUGUAGAGCCUAUAUUCACAAUGGCUUUUGGUUCUUUAAACUUCUGCUGUUGGGGGCCAUGUGCUCAGGAGCCUUCUUCAUUCCAGAUCAGGAGACCUUUCUAAAUGCCUGGCGCUAUGUGGGAGCCGUCGGAGGCUUCCUGUUCAUAGGCAUCCAGCUCCUCUUACUUGUGGAGUUUGCACAUAAAUGGAACAAGAACUGGACCGCAGGCACAGCUAGCAACAAGCUGUGGUACGCCUCUCUGUCCCUGGUGACUCUCAUCAUGUACUCCAUCGCCACGGGAGGCUUGAUUUUGAUGGCAGUGUUUUAUACACAGAAAGAUGGUUGCCUGGAAAAUAAAAUUCUUCUGGGGGUAAACGGAGGCCUGUGUCUGCUUAUUUCAGUGGUAGCCAUCUCACCCUGUGUCCAAGAUCGACAACCGCACUCUGGGUUACUGCAGUCGGGUCUCAUCAGCUGCUACGUCACGUAUCUCACGUUCUCAGCUCUGUCCAGCAAACCUGUAGAAGUAGUUCUAGAUCAACAUGGGAAGAAUGUCACCAUCUGCGUGCCUGACUUUGGUCAGGACCUGUACAGAGACAAAAACUUGGUUGCUGGACUGGGUACCACUCUGUUGUGUGCGUGCAUCUUGUAUUCCUGUUUGACAUCGACGACCAGAUCAAGUUCGGAUGCUCUGCAGGGGCGGUACGCAGCUCCUGACCUGGAAGUAGCCCGGUGUUGUUUUUGCUUCGGCUCUGGUGGAGAGGACACAGAAGAGCAGCAGAAUGUGAAAGAGGGCCCGAGGGUCAUUUAUGAUGAGAAGAGAAGCACUGUCUACAGCUAUGCCUAUUUCCACUUCGUAUUCUUCUUGGCUUCCCUCUAUGUGAUGAUGACCGUCACCAACUGGUUCAACUAUGAAAGUGCCAACAUUGAAACCUUCUUCAGCGGGAGCUGGUCCAUCUUCUGGGUCAAGAUGGCUUCCUGCUGGAUAUGUGUGCUGUUAUACCUGGGAACGCUGGUCGCUCCCCUCUGUCGACCCUCUCCGCACUUCUCCGUGUGAGGAUCGGAGCAAUCUCCUAGGUUCUGCAGGCUGGAAGUGACGUCCUUUGAACAAACGUACCAGGAGUCUGAGCAGUGACUGGUACUUUGUGAUAAGCUGGCAUUCCCCCUGGCUGGCUUGAGUGGGUCUAAAAAAACUUAACAGGGGGAAAAAAAAAAUCACCUGCUUAUCUUUUUUAAUUCUGAAAUUUGAAAAGAAGCUACCAGUUUGUCCCCCGAAAAUUGAAAUUUUCACCCGAGUGGAUCCUGAGUGAUAUAUUUUGUAUGUGUCUUACCCCUAAAAACUGGGAUAGUAGUUAGGCAAGUAUUUUCCUUCUGCAUGUUUUUACCAAAACAGAGUUUGGGACAUGACAUUUUAUCACAGGGAGAAAAGCUUACCUUGUGUGGCCUAUUAUUCCUAUCCCUGAAAUAGAAAGACAUGACAGAAUCUGGGGCCCUAAGCUCCUGACAGAACGCAGACCCCUCUCCCACACCUCGGCCUGCGGGACCCCUGCUCCUGGUUCCCUACUAUUUAUUGGCUACAAGAGGAAGCAUCUGCUUUUAACUCCACCCUUGUGCUGUUUCCUCCCAGCCCCCAAACGUUUCCCUUUGAAGUUGUGAUGCUGGGAAUCACAGACUUCACUCUGUCCUUGCCCUUCCCAGAGCUCCCCUCAUCCUUUCUGGGUUCAACAUCUUUGUUAUAAUGUGAAAAAGCACAAUUUGUCAUCACCACCCCUGUGAUCCCCCACCAGGUUAUCACUACCUGAUCUGAGUUACUGCAAUACUAUGACUCUUACACGUGGUGUUACUCACAUGAUUAGAGAACAAUAUUCGUGUUGUUUUCCUUGCUAUAGUUCUUGUUUGUGGAUUGAUAUUCAUGAUACUUUAGGACCUUACCUGGGAAGUUGCUUCUUGACUGAAGCCUGCUGCGCCCCUCUUUCCAUUACUAAAGUCAGCCAGUUUUCUCUUCCACUUGAGGCCUUCGAAAUUGUAAAAGCAAAAGGACUUUUGUUUUCCAGACCUGUAAUGUGACCACACCGUUAAUGUCCAUUAUGAUUUUGGGGGUGGAUUUGCUGAGGUGAGGACCACCACCUCAAACAGGGCUGACCAGGUAAGGCCUCCAGUUAUACAAGUUGUACAAGUGACCAAAUAUACU